AUGUGUGGGGGUACACCAAAAGCUACAAAUGGCACAGGGGGACAAAUAGAAAGAGCAAGAAACAACGAUAUACCACUUGGAAAUAAUCUCUCUUGUACCAAAUUGGAUGAAAGGAUUAGAAAAUCUUUGAGAGACCAAAGUGUCAGCUGUGUGAACAAAGUGACUAGACUGCUGCAAAACAGCUGGUCCUCUUCAGAGUUUGACUUGAAUGAAAUCCGCCUGAUAGUUUACCAAGACUGUGAGAGGAGAGGCAGACAGGUCUUAUUUGAUUCCAAAGCAGUCCGCAAAAUUGAUGAAGCUGUGGUUCAGAAAAUGGCAGAGGAUGCUUCUGUAAAGACUUCUGCCAAGAACUGCCAAGCAAGCAAUGGGAACAACAAUAUUUCUUCCCAUAGUCCCUCAAUAAGUUGUAUGCAAAAUAUCAAAGAACAGAUACCGAAGUAUCAGUACACCAGACCAGCCUCUGAUGUCAACAUGCUGGGAGAAAUGAUGUUUGGCUCAGUAGCAAUGAGUUACAAAGGUUCCACCUUGAAAAUUCACUAUAUACGCUCUCCCCCACAGCUGAUGAUAAGUAAAGUCUUCUCAGCCAGGGUAGGAAGCUUCAGUGGAAGUAACAAUAACUUACAAGAUAGCUUUGAAUACAUCAACCAAGAUCCCAGCCUGGGAAAGCUGAGCUCGAAUCAGAAUGCUUUGGGAACCUGUCGCAGUGGAAGUAAUUUAGGUGUGUUACAGCUGUGUAGCAGCAAACUGCUGCAGGGUGUGUCUGAAGGAGGUCCCCUCCGGCUCAUCCGCAGUGCUUCUUUCUUUGCAGCACACAGCACGCCUGUUGAUAUGCCUAGUAGAGGACAAAAUGAGGACAGAGACAGCGGCAUUGCUCGGUCAGCAUCUCUGAGCAGCCUUCUGGUCACUCCUUUUCCAUCUCCAAGCUCUUCUUCAUCAUCUUCUAGCAGCUACCAACGUCGCUGGCUCCGAAGUCAGACAACCAGUUUAGAGAAUGGAAUUGUUCCAAGGUGGUCCACUGAAGAAAUGUUUAGUAUGGCUGAUGAAAGUUGCAGCUCUAAUCCUGCAAUGGUUCGGAGGAAAAAAAUUGCAAUCAGCAUAAUCUUUUCUCUGCCUGAAAAAGAAGAAGCACAGAGAAACUUCCAGGAUUUCUUCUUCUCUCACUUUCCUCUUUUUGAAUCUCACAUGAACAAGCUGAAAUAUGCAAUAGAAAAGGCCAUGAUCUCAUGUAGAAAAAUAGCAGAAUCCAGCCAAAGAGUGCAGGUUUAUAUCAGCCGUGUCAUGGAUGCCCUGGGAGAAUUCAGAGUUACCAUCUGGAACCUGUAUUCUGUUCCAAGAAUUGCAGAGCCUGUGUGGCUUAAUAUGAUGUCCAGCACCCUGGAAAAGAAUCAGCUAUGCCAGCGUUUUCUUAAAGAAUUUACAUUUCUGAUAGAACAGAUCAACAAAAAUCAGUUCUUUGCUGCUUUGUUAACAGCAGUGCUGACAUAUCAUCUGGCUUGGGUCCCAACGGUAAUGCCGGUUGACCAUCCUCCCAUAAAAGCCUUCUCCGAGAAGCGCACAUCACAGUCUGUGAACAUGCUGGCAAAAUCCCAUCCAUAUAACCCUCUCUGGGCACAGCUUGGUGAUCUCUACGGUGCCAUAGGCUCUCCAGUUAGAUUGACCCGAACCGUUAUUGUUGGAAAGCGCAAGGAGUUGGUGCAGCGUUUGCUUUAUGUUCUAACUUACUUCAUUCGGUGCUCUGAGCUGCAGGAAAAUCAGCUGACAUGGAGUGAGAAGGCUGGGGAAGGAGAGCAAGUGCUAAAUGGAAGCAAAAUCACAACUGCACUGGAAAAGGGAGAGGUAGAAGAGUCUGAUUAUGUGGUUGUCACUGUUAAGAAUGAACCUGCACUUGUGCCUCCAAUCCUACCUCCAAAGAAUGAGGGAAGUAAGAACAAUAGUAUUGCAGAGUGGGCACAUGACCAAGAAAGCACUCGUGUUCUCCCAGCCUCUUCAAAAGAAAAGAGAGAAGCAAUAGGAAAGGCCAGUCAGAACUCCGAAGCAUCUGUUGACUGUCUAACUAGCAGUUUCCGUAAAGGAGCAGCCGAUGGUAGGAAAAGAACUGUCACUGAUACAGGAAUCGUAUCCUACCACUUUGAAGAGCCAUCUAAAUUGGAGGAUUUAAUGGAUAUAAAGAAGAACAAGAACCAGAAUGAGAGAAAAGUAGAAAAGCAAUUGUCUAGUAGGUCAUCUGCCUUACCUUGUCCUGAGAGGUCCAGCCACAGGAAUUCACACUUAGAAAAGGUCACCUUUCAGAUUGGAAGUUCUGCAUCACCAGAGUCAGACUUGGAAACUCAUAGAAGAGAAAUGGAAGAAAAUAUGAAGGCAUUCAGAAAAAAUCCAGAGGUGAUACAUUGUGCUUCAAGUUCCACAAAUCUGACCAUGGAUGCUUCCCAGAAUCAAAAAAGUUGUGAAACUGCCUUUAUACCCUUCAGUAAACGUAAUGUUUGUUAUGCACAAAUCCCACCUUGUGAAGGGAAGGAGAGUAUACUUAACCAACAUAUGGAAAGUAAAGGAACUGAAAUUAAUUUAGUGAACACAGUAUCUAGUGAACCACUUUUGCCCACAGAUAACAUAGAAACUGUAAAAUUGCCAAGCCUGAAAGAAACUAGAACUUUAUGCUCUGGCAAUCUGGAGAACUAUUCCCCUGGCUGUGUAGAAGUAGUUUCUGCUGUCAAACCGGAUUCCCCUAAAGUAGGUGCUAAAGAUGUCCCCUAUGGGGAUGCUGGAAGGAAAAUCCCCUUCAGAGUUGAAGGGGACAUUCCAAGGAAUGAGAGUUCAGACAGUGCUCUUGGAGCUAGUGAUGAAGAAGGUGAUUGUUGUGUCCCUGAUGAAGUGCAUCGUGAUAAUGUCAGCAAAAGACUUGAAGAGUUUGCAGAAGUGGAACUUCCUUUACCAAGGUCAAAUACAAUCAGCAGUCAAUGCAUGAAAAAUUUUGGAAGAUCACUUCUAGGUGGUUACUGUCAUACAUAUAUACCUGAUCUAGUGCUGCAUGGAAUAAAUAAUGAUGAAAAACUCAAGCAGUGUCUACUAGCAGACCUACUUCAUGCAAUGCAUCAUCCAGUGCUAGAUGAGCCCAUAGCAGAAGCCGUCUGCAUUAUUGCAGACACAGAUAAGUGGAACGUACAAGUAGCCACAAGCCAGAGAAAGAUGAUGGACAAUAUGAAGUUAGGCAAGGAUGUUUUGGUUUCAAGUCAAGUAUCCAGUUUAUUGCAGUCUAUUUUACAGCUUUACAAACUCAACGUCCCAGCUGACUUCUGCAUAAUGCAUCUUGAGGAUAGACUACAAGAGAUGUAUCUCAAAAGCAAAAUGCUUUCAGAAUAUCUGCGAGGACAUACAAGAGUGCAUGUAAAAGAACUAGGAAUUGUUUUGGGGAUUGAAUCCAAUGACUUGCCUUUGUUGGCUGCUAUUGCAAGUACUCAUUCCCCGUAUGUUGCUCAAAUACUCUUAUAA
Molecule: messenger RNA, 3486 nt
Organism: Haliaeetus leucocephalus (bald eagle)
Lineage: Eukaryota; Metazoa; Chordata; Aves; Accipitriformes; Accipitridae
Gene: FNIP2
Product: folliculin interacting protein 2
Exons: 18
Coding region: 1-3486 (1161 amino acids)
Cellular component (GO): cytoplasm
Molecular function (GO): protein-folding chaperone binding; ATPase inhibitor activity
Source: RefSeq, a predicted model, not a curated record